GAGGUCGCAUUCCUCUAAUACACAUAAACGAUAUUUGAUUUCAACCAUAAACAUGGCUGUACAUUUUUUUGAUAUUAUGGCAUACAUUAUGAUGUACCUAGGUUAUCCGAUUUUCGAUAAAGGUGCAUUUGACAAUUUUGAAACCAGUGAGGAAUUUAAUCCACUGAAUAAAAGUGAAACAAUACGACUUCAUGGGAACUACCACAAUUUUGUUUAUAAACACUGUAGUACAGGUGGCACGAAUGAAACAUGCUAUGACAUUAUACAAGAUUACCCACCAGCAAUCACAAUUUUCAGGAUUGGUGUUUGGUGUCAUUGGGAACUGGUCCUAGUUUACAUCAUUCCUUUCGGUAUUGUCGUGGCGUGUUGCGAAACCAAGAAAUAUACAAAAUAUCUUGUACCUUUUGUGGUUUUGUUUUGUGAAUCUGUUAAUGCUGUGGGCUUUGUCAUUUAUGCACAAGUGAUAGGACCUUCAGUAGGAUUCAAAUGGAACGACCUGACCUACUUUUACUACUUCGGGGUCAUAAGCCCUACAAAACUGAUUAUAGCGAUUCUGUUCAUUUACAAAGGUUUCAAAUUCUUGAAAAAGUCGAUGAAAAACUGUGGGUUAAUAAAGAAACCCAUACAAUAUGAGGGCUUUACAAACGAAACUGAGGUGUCAAGUGACUGGAUGUAGACAGAUCAGCUGGACAUAUGUAGGACAAUGUCAUGUACGAACAGUCGUAGAACAGUCCAAAUACAGAGACAGAGAGCCUCAAUACGAACAGAAACCUAUUUUGAUACAAAUAAAAUCUGUAUUUAAAUGUCAACAUAUAAGGAGGACUUGCUUGAUAUAUGUAAUCUCAUUACUAACAUCAUGUUUAAGAGUACCUGUCAGAAAGAACUUGCUUGAUGUAUGUACUCUCAUUACGAACACCAGGAUGUUUAAGUAUGCAUGAAAUAUGUAGACUGUGCUGAGUAUGGACAAUCUCGGAUAUGUCGGAGUACCUACCUGAUACAUGUAGUAUCUGUACAUCUGCAAUAUAUAAACAGCCUCAAUAUAAAAUGCAACAUAUAAGGAUUGGCUUGAUGUUUGUACUCUCGUUACAAACACCUGGAUGAUAAAGAGUAGUUGAAAUAUUAAAAUGAGCCUUAGACGAACAAUACUGCAUAAUAUAAUCAACCUCAAAAAAGCAACUGAUGAGUGUAGCCUCGUUAUGUCCACCAGUAUGUUUAAAAAUACCUAACUGUAAUAUUAAACCUCAAUACUAACACAACGGCAUAAUAUCAGAAUCUUUAAUAAGAAGAACUUUCGUGACAUAUACAUGAUUAAAGUCUCAUUAUACACUCAGAAUGUAGAGUACAGGCUUCAGUUUGAAGGUCAGCUUGUAACUGCUUGAUAUUAGUAUCGAUAUGAUGAUACAAAGAGUAAUCAAGAAGCUAUUAUAUUUCUUACUCUUGCUAGCUCAUAGAAACAUAAUUUGUUUUAAUAUGCUAAAAUGAGAAACGUUUUACCUUGCAAAAUCGUUUCCAAGGCAAUGUCAUUACUAUCACCUUCACUUAUAGACUUAGUGUAGCCGGGACUUCUGUUAGCAAUCAGAUGUUACUAUACCAACAAUAAAACAUAAGACCAAGUUUUAAAA
Mercenaria mercenaria is the source of this 1622-nucleotide messenger RNA. RefSeq lists its product as uncharacterized. Lineage: Eukaryota; Metazoa; Mollusca; Bivalvia; Venerida; Veneridae. The record is from RefSeq and is a predicted model, not a curated record. The transcript has 4 exons. The coding region runs from base 53 to 676 and encodes 207 amino acids.